AUUAUCCUCGAGAUCGAUAUGUCUUUUAAACCGUACACAUCAACAAGAAACAACAUUUAGGUUCUUGUGACAAUUUCAUUACCAAUUGAUGUAAUCAGAAAUAAGUCAUCUUGUAUUGAUAAUGCUAAUGAAACGAUGUUAGAAUUGUUAUUAUAAAAGAGGAGGCCAAAAAGUAGUUUAUUCGGCACCUUGAAGAAAAUACAAAAGAUCGAUAAAGGAAGUUCAAGUUAGAUCGAGAUAGAACGACGAACCCCGAAGAAUCGAGGGUGCUUCGAACGAUCAUGAAGUAACUGACUCCGCCCCUGUUUCACCGUUGUCAGGACGAUCGACGGGGUAGCUUCCCCGGAAUUUCUCUUCGUCGAGGGCAAAGUUCCUGGUCACAGUUCGCGCGUUACAUUCGGCCAAAUGGCUACAACUGAAGAUCUCCGAGCGAAGAUCGAAUAAUAAAGACUUAAAAAUAAUGAAUCACACCAGUUCGGGGUACACGCUCGAUAAGAGAAUCUUAUGGAUCACAAGUUCGAGACGAGAGAAAGUUGAAAAACAUCUUGAGAAAGAAACUGUGAAAUUCGAUAAUCAUGAGAUCGACAACGAAGAGGAUGAGGGUGAAACGGAAGGGAGAUAACGAAAAAUGGCUGAUCUUUUAACUGGUAGCAGGGUCAAAGAACUACAAGCCAUGCUAUUUCCGGUGCAACCAAUUUCUGGUAAGUAUAUCUUUUCUAUUAAAGAUUUUUAUGCAAGAUUAAGUUAUCAGAAAAUUUCUUAUUUUUAUUUACGAGGGGGUGCGCUAGCAAAUUUUAGCAAACUUCAGGAAGUGCAAUUACUACAAUUAGGACGUUACGAUGUACCCCGAAGAGAAACAGAACUAUCAUUGUUCUCGGUACCAUUCGGUACUAGAGAAGAUCAAUCAAAAGAGACGCUUCGAAACGUGUUGGAUUCGCGUUGCAUGAUAGAUGGAAUUACUCAGGAAGCUGCGAGGUGGCCGACGGAAUGCCAAGUACUUCCAGAAAGGGUGAGACACAUAGAAUACACUCGAAACAUUCCAGAGCCGUUUUACACGGCAACUGGCAAGGAACCACGACCAAAACCAUUAGGGGACGAAUUUGGAACCGUAGUAUUUCGUUAUCACCCCACAAGCAUCACCAACUACUUCAGCAGAUCAUGCGUAGGAGGAAGCACAGUUUUACCAUUUCCAUCAGAAUUUUCCACAGACUCCAGUGGAUACGAAUCAAAGGAAACUGACAAUAAUAACUUGUUCUUCGUAGCCAGAUCUGAUACAACAGACAGCAGCAGUGACCUGCAUUUUGAAUCACGUUUCGAAUCUGGAAACCUCUGUAAAGUAGUCAAAAUCACUGAUACGUAUUAUCAGCUGUAUCUGAGGAAGGAUCUUUAUACUCAGAGGCAUACACAGUGGUAUUACUUUAGAAUAUCUAAUACAAGGAGUAGAACCACUUACAGAUUAUCUAUUGUGAAUCUUUGUAAAGAAGAAAGUUUAUACAACGAAGGUCUGCGACCAUUAUUGUACUCGACAGAAGAUGCCAAGCAACGUGCCGUUGGGUGGAGAAGAUGCGGUGACAAUAUUGCCUACUACAGAAACGAUUCAUCAAGCGACGAAGAGAAAGAAAAACAUACGUUGACAUUCAAUGUUUCUUUCCCUCAUGAUAGAGACACAGUCUACUUGGCACAUUGUUAUCCUUACACCUAUACUGAUUUACAGGAGUACCUCGCCAAACUUGUCGCUGAUCCAGUGAAAACAAGAUUCACAAAACUGCGAUUGUUAUGUCGGACGAUAGCUGGAAACGGAGUCUACUAUUUAACAAUCACUGCCCCUACUUACGACGAAGAGAUGCGAAGGAAAAGAGGUAUUGUGAUCACCGCAAGAGUUCACCCCGGUGAAACACCGUCCAGUUGGACGAUGAAAGGAAUCAUUGACUUCUUAACUGGGGAAUCGGAUCAAGCAAAAGUGCUCCGAGAGAAAUUCGUGUUCAAGCUGGUGCCAAUGUUGAACCCAGACGGCGUAAUCGUAGGCAACAAUCGGUGCUCGUUAUCAGGAAAGGACCUUAACAGACAAUACAGAACAGUGAUGAGGGAGAGCUAUCCUUCGGUCUGGCAUACGAAAUUAAUGAUUCGAAGACUACUCGAGGAAUGUGGGGUAGCCAUAUACUGCGAUUUACACGCUCACUCGAGAAAGCAUAAUAUAUUCGUUUAUGGUUGCCAGAGCAAAAGGACCAAUUCGCAAACGAGGCUCUCCGAGCAGGUUUUCCCUCUGAUGCUUCAUAAGAACGCUGCCGACAAGUUCUCUUUUGAAAAUUGUAAGUUUCAUAUGGAAAAGGGGAAAGAAGGUACAGGAAGGAUGGUCAUGUGGUCCAUGGGAGUUCAGUACAGUUAUACUAUGGAGGCCUCUAUGGGGGGAUCACAGAUUGGAUCGAGAUCUGGUACUCAUUUUUGUACCCAAGAUUACGAACAAAUUGGUAGAGUUUUCUGUGAAACACUGCUGGAUUUCUUUGACCCAGAUCCUGUUAAGGAGAAACUUCGAAGCAAAAUAAUUGUUAGGUUGAUGAAGGAGGGAUCUAGCGCCGAGGAACCAACGAACAUCGACUUAACCGAUUACUCUAGCGAUGAAGGAGACACAUCGGACAGUUCGGUCUCAGAAAAAGAGGAAACCUUCAUUGAAGGAUCCUGGAGCUGCAACACGCCACCGCCGACUCCCACAUUCUUGCCACUACGAACCUUCGAGAUGGCGAAAAGAAGGAAUAAAAAAGGAAUCAAUACUAAAAGUUAUCUUCGACGCAAAAGGAUGCUGGCCGGAAGAGCAGUCAUGGAUCUACCUACCACGGAUCCAGGUAGUGAUUUGUGUGACUUAACGGACUCAGCGGAUGAAGGUGUAACGAGAACAGAAGAUUCUUCAGCAAGAACUCGUGAAGAUUACAAAAACAGAGAAUCAGAAAGCAACGAGAAGGAUAGGGUUACCGAUAGUUUGAGCCUACCGGAAAUAGUAAGACCCAGAAGUGUUUCGUUGGACGAGAAUUUAUAUGUGAACAAGAAAGAAUCAAAAACCAAUAAACGGUCGCAUUGUCUUCACUUAAUCAGAGCGUUUAGACAUCAGACGCCUGUGCAAUUUAACAAUCAAGACAUACAAAUUAAGCUCAGCUCGCUACGACAACAAAUAUGGAUGGGAGUUCCAUUGAACGUCGCAGAAAAUAUUGAAAAAAGGAUCGAUCAUUCAUUUGCAAAGGCACCAUUGAGUUGGGGAGUUUCCAAUAUGGCGUCGACACGAGAUAAAAUCAACAACGACGUGUUACUUAAAUCUUGCAGGAAAAAAUUGCAGUCCCUAGAAUACAUUACUAUAGACGACGAUACUAAAAACGCAGAGGGUAAAUGUAAAAAGGAAGAGAUAGCAUUGAGCGACGCUAGUCCAGAAGAUGAGCAUCAACGUCCUACUAGUGACCGGAAAUCAAGAAAGAAAAAAUCUCGUCAAAAAUGGCAGAAGAUAGUGAAUUUGAAUUCUAAAGUUGAAGAAACCAAUCGUAGAAAAACGUCUUUUUUAACAAUUAAAACUGAUUCCUUGAAAUUAGUCACCCUGGAAAUCCCAUCUAAAACGCAAACACGACAGCACAAGAUCGAUACGAGGAGAAAGCAUCGAAAAAAUCCUGCUCCCUGUUCAAUUUCGAACGGUGGAAAAACUUCGAAUGUUACCAAGUCUCAGAUAAAGUCACAUACUCGAGGUCAAGUACAAUUGCAACCAUUAAUCGUUCCUUUAUGUGACAGUUCUUCUGACGACUCCAUUGACUCUCGUAGGCAAAGAAUCUCGAAAAAAAAGCAAAAGAAAAAGAAACAAGUGAAGAAAAUUAAAAAAAAUGUGUCCAUAUAAAGCCCAAUCGGCAAUUUGUAUAAUAUUUGUAUUCAAAAUAUGUUCAUUAGAGAUAGUGUUUUUAAACGCGACUGUACUAUAUCUCGUUGAAUUAAGGACUGCAAUUUUGUUACAUAAUAAAGAUAUAACGGGGCGCGUACUAAUCAACUAAGAAAUAAUUUACCAACGUAAUUACAAUUUUUCCUUAAUACAAAUAAAAGAAAGAGGAAAAUUUAUAUUUUUUGUGUUUAGGUAAAUCAACCGUGCUUUGAGUGACAUGCGCGACAGCUAUAGCGUUUCCUCCACGUGCUUUUCACCAAAUAUUGACAUAAAUAAUAAUAAAU
Molecule: messenger RNA, 4191 nt
Organism: Osmia bicornis bicornis
Lineage: Eukaryota; Metazoa; Arthropoda; Insecta; Hymenoptera; Megachilidae
Product: cytosolic carboxypeptidase 2-like
Exons: 14
Coding region: 629-3868 (1079 amino acids)
Biological process (GO): proteolysis
Molecular function (GO): zinc ion binding; metallocarboxypeptidase activity
Source: RefSeq, a predicted model, not a curated record